Messenger RNA from Asparagus officinalis (garden asparagus), 1174 nucleotides. RefSeq names its product strigolactone esterase D14-like. The coding region runs from base 62 to 871 and encodes 269 amino acids. The transcript is spliced from 2 exons. The record is from RefSeq and is a predicted model, not a curated record. NCBI's taxonomy places the organism in Eukaryota, Viridiplantae, Streptophyta, Magnoliopsida, Asparagales, Asparagaceae.
AACCCUGAAUGCUUCUUCUUGUUGCAUCGCCUCUCUUUCUCUAACCUCAAAAUUAAACACCAUGAAUGCUAAAAUAGUAGGCAACGGUGACAAAACCUUAGUUCUCGCCCAUGGUUAUGGAGGAAGUCUGUCCAUAUGGGAUUAUGUGCUCCCUCGCUUAUCACAAAGCAAUCGAGUUCUUCUCUUCAACUGGAGCUUCUCGAGCUCAGUUGACCCUUUGAUAUCUCCCUUUGAUCCGACCAAAUACUCUUCGCUUAGUGCCUUUGCGGAUGAUCUCAUAGCUUUGUUAGAUGAGAUGAAGAUGGAGGGUGUGGUUUAUGUUGGCCAUUCUAUGGCUGGUAUGAUCGGUUGCAUUGCUUCAGUUAAGAGGCCUGAUCUUUUUAGUCAUCUUGUGCUCAUUGGAGCUUCUCCUAGGUACUUAAAUUCAGAUGAUUACAAAGGAGGAUUUGAUCGAAAGGAAGUCGAAAACAUUUUUUCCGUUAUCAUUUCAAAUUUUACAACAUGGGCGAGGAAUUUCGCUACUCUUGCAAUGGCAACAAGUGAUCCUGUACCUAUCGAGAAAUUCUGCAAGAGCUUUUUAGGGAUGAGGCCUGAAACUGCACUCUCAGUUGCAAAAGCCAUAUUUCUAAGUGAUUGGAGAGAUAUUUUGGAGAAAAUAGAGGUACAAUGUACCAUAAUCCAAGGCACUAAUGAUAAAGUUGUUCCAGUAUCAGUUGCCAAUUAUAUGCAGAGCAAGAUGAAGGUGAAAGCUAGAAUGGAGAUCAUAGAGGGAGUUGGACAUUUUCCUCAGCUUACUUGUCCUAAUAUGCUGAUUAAUAUCAUAGAGAGAGUGUUGAUGUUUACAAAUGGUAGAAACAAUAUAUGUAUGUAAAAGUCCUCAUUAAAUUGUUAGACUAUAUAAUUAAUUAUAAUCCUCAGCUCUUAUCACAAACUUUAAAGUUUCGGUGCAGCCGGAAGGAUUAAAGAUGACAUCAAAUUGAGGUCCAAAUUUCUCACCAGCCACGUAAAUCUAGAAAAGAUGUUGUAUGAGUGCAGAUUUCUAUUGCCUUCAACCCACAUUAUAAUUUCGGAAUUAUGGUGUAAUGAAGGGAAUGUAGACUGAUGGUAGGUUUGUUAAGUUAUUGUAGUUUGUAUGAGUGGUAUCAAUAAAGGAAUUGAUGAAUGGUGUAAAACA